UAAAAUCACUCAAUAUUUCUUCUAAUUGUUACAUUUCUUUCUCAAAAUUUCUCCUUUUUAUCACCCAAAAGAAAAACUAUGGAAAUCCAUGAUGGAUCUAGUGGGCUUGUGGGGAACAACAAGAAGUACUCAAUACUCUUUUUCUUGAUGAAGGUGUUGAGGGAGCUGUUGUUAGAAGACCGUAGCUUUCACAAGUUGUUGGUGAUUGCAGUGCAUGCAGUGUUUCUAGAGUUCGGUUUCGUCCAAUUCGACUCAUUUUCGGGUGCCCAAGUCGAUCGCUUUCAUCUCUCAGACGAGUGGCCAACGACACCUUUCACGUUGUCGUUUACCUACACUAUGCCCGAAAUUCUAAAAAAUCGAAAUAAUUGUGUUUACGUUUUCGGGUCUUUAAUUGGAAUAGACGGCGUCCUAAUAAGAUUUCAGAAGGUGUGCAACUCUGUCUACGUUUUCGGGUCUUUAAUUGGAAGCGGGUCGGGUUCUUACUGGGUACAAUUGAACCCCGAGAGGUUUGGGCCCAUGAUCCGAAUGCUGAACGACACAAAAGGACUUGUCGCUAAAGAAGAAGUUUUGGAACUGUGGAAAAUUGUGAAGGACGAGAUUGUGCUGCCGUUGGCGAUCGAUCUUUGUGCGAAUGCUGGUUUGCCAGCUCCGCCGAGCUUCAUGCAGCUUCCGUCGGAGAUUCAAAUGAAGAUUUUGAGGUUGUUGCCCGGUGUGGAUAUUGCCAUGGUGGGUUGUGUGUGUAAGGAAUUGAGGGAUCUUGCUAACGAUGACGAACUGUGGAAGCAGAAGGUUUUUGAUGAGUUUACUGUUGAGUUUCUUCUUGAUCAAACCUCAAGCAUUAUCAGUUUUGGAUAAUGGUGAAAUGUUUUACAAAUAAAUUGUGAGAAAUUAUAUGAAAAUUUUGAAUAAAAGGAAUAAAUUCGUAUCAAAAUUAUGCCAAGUUCUGUGAAUUCUGC
Malus domestica (apple) is the source of this 956-nucleotide messenger RNA. RefSeq names its product putative F-box protein At1g23770. The record is from RefSeq and is a predicted model, not a curated record. Gene Ontology annotation, molecular function: protein binding. Lineage: Eukaryota; Viridiplantae; Streptophyta; Magnoliopsida; Rosales; Rosaceae.